AUGAGCUCAACUAGCAAGCUUACAGAUCGAAUAGAAAAGAUAGCUACUCACUCGAAUACAGUCAGUGACUCGGUCGAUGACGAUACGGAAUUCUCGGACGAUGUAUUGGACGAGGACUACGACUAUGAUCAUGACCAAGAAGAGGAAGAAAUCGUCGAAAUCGAUGAGGAGGAAAUGAUGCAUAUGCUUGAUGAACAAUCACCGCCAUUGCUGCUAUGUAGAAGGCUGUUUCAUACAAAUCCGGCGGAAGCAAACGAACUUCAGGUGCUCACAAAGGACGAAGCUCAACAGUUAUACGAACGGGGGUUUGUUAUGUUGGAGACUGGAAGGCUGGCUACUAACGAGCAAGUUUGGAAUGGAAGAUGUGCGGCGCUAGAGCUGGAUGGUAGUGGUGGGAUGACUGAUGCUGCUCAUUUUCGUGAAGGUGAAGGUGACGAUCCAUACAGAGACAGAACAGCACGCACAGACCGCAUCGCCUGGCUCCACCACGACAAACCACCAGGCAACCAUCCAGCAUUCUCAUCCCUCCUCUCUCGCAUGGACGCACUCAGAUCCGACAUAUCAUCCCUCCUCCAUCUCUCACCCCCAACAAACCCAAACGCAACCGAAAUACAACUCGCCCUCUACUCGGGCCAGCAGCAGGGUGGAUAUACCAAACACAGAGACGCGUUCCCGGUAGACGACAUUAAUGAUGUGGAACAAAGACGUGUUACGGCUAUAUUGUAUUUGAAUGAUUUUGCAUUGAAUUCGGAGGUUAGCGGCGGGUGUUUAAGGAUUACGACGCCGAGUUUAGAUGGUGGUGGUGGAGAGUAUGUGGAUGUUGCGCCUGUUGGUGGGAGAGUGGUGGUGUUUAUGAGUGGGGCUGUGGAUCAUGAGGUGCUGAAUAGUAAGGUGACGAGGGUUGCGUUGACCUGUUGGUGGAAGUAG
This is a messenger RNA of Synchytrium microbalum, 927 nucleotides long. RefSeq lists its product as uncharacterized. The transcript has 4 exons. Gene Ontology annotation, molecular function: ferrous iron binding; L-ascorbic acid binding; peptidyl-proline dioxygenase activity. Gene Ontology annotation, biological process: cellular response to hypoxia. The record is from RefSeq and is a predicted model, not a curated record. The coding region runs from base 1 to 927 and encodes 308 amino acids. NCBI's taxonomy places the organism in Eukaryota, Fungi, Chytridiomycota, Chytridiomycetes, Synchytriales, Synchytriaceae.